Molecule: messenger RNA, 1158 nt
Organism: Daldinia caldariorum
Lineage: Eukaryota; Fungi; Ascomycota; Sordariomycetes; Xylariales; Hypoxylaceae
Exons: 1
Coding region: 368-1135 (255 amino acids)
Source: RefSeq, a predicted model, not a curated record
ACCAAAGCGCUUAUGGGUCUGUGACCGCGGAAAGAUUUCGUCCUAUGUCCACCAACUAAACCAACCCCGUUUUCACGUUUUCGUGCAGAUUGAGUUCUUACCCGUCAGCUCCAUUUGGUGUGAUUUAAAAUUCAGACCGCAACUUUGUUCGUCUUACCGUGGUAACACAUAUUAGAAGAAGAAAAAGAAGAAGAAGACUAAAGCUUCUCUUCUUUAAAGAGGAGCCCAUCGACGGACUCCCGUGAUUGAUCACUCGCAUUCCUUACUUAAUAUUCCAUAUUCUACAAACCCUGGUGGCUAUAUUAGCUAUAAUAGUACGUCAACUUUUUUUUCUCGAUGUAUCAAGAGGAUAGUCAUCCCAGCCAAGAUGUCACGGCUUACACCAUCGCCAGCAGAUCUUUACAGAUCUCAAUCAACUACCAGUGUCGCCGCAUCUGACGACACUACCUCAUACCACAGCUUUCAUAAUAUCGAACUUUACGAGACCUCCACCACAACUACCACUGAAAAUAAGAUGUCUUCACGCCGAGAGGAAAGACCUGAAAUUAAACCAAUAAUUCGCCACGACUCUGGUUAUGAAUCAAUAUCCCCCCCUCGGUCUAGGUCAAUUGAGUCCCGGUCUCCUCAGCGGCGGAACUCUACCAUGUCUGCGGGUUCCCAAGCUCAACCGCGAACACGGCCUUCGGUGCGCCGUGCUGUAAAGUCCACUUCAGCAACUCACUUAAAACACUUAAGCACACAGCCUUCGCACUCGGUCCAAUUACCGCAGCAGCAGACUACGUAUUACUACUUUCCGCCCCCGGAGUCGCUGUCUGGAAACCAGGACGAGGAAGAAGAGGAUGCGCGCAACGCCGAGCUGUCGUAUCCUCCUCCCCCGCAGACGACCCACUACUGGACGAGCGAUCAUACCAGGCGUCUCGAAUACGCCGCCAUCGACGCUGCGAGCCGAGGGAUCAAGGGCUGGUUCAUGAAGCACAUCGUCCCGGACUGCUUCGUGCCCAAAGCGAACCGACGGGUCGGGUUCGACGACGACACGGGAAGCGUCCGACGGUACCGGCUCGAGCUCGACUGCGACGAGACGGGGGAAGAGAAGGGAAGCGGCGGCAAGAAAAUGGGCUGGCUCCUAGGCCGAUAAGACGAAAAAGAAAAGGGGGGGGG